Messenger RNA from Tupaia belangeri chinensis (Chinese tree shrew), 1549 nucleotides. RefSeq names its product cyclic nucleotide-gated cation channel beta-1. The record is from RefSeq and is a predicted model, not a curated record. Bases 58 to 1017 code for a protein of 319 amino acids. The transcript has 13 exons. NCBI's taxonomy places the organism in Eukaryota, Metazoa, Chordata, Mammalia, Scandentia, Tupaiidae.
AUGGGGGCCAACUUUCCCUCGUGGUACCUGUUAUAGAGCUUCCUGCCGGUGGCGGUGAUGUCCUACGGGCGCCGUGGAGAUCAGAGCCGUGGAGCAGGUGUCAGGAUGCUGGGCUGGGUCCAGAGGGUGCUGCCUCAGCCCCCAGGGACGCCUCAGAAGACCAAGAUGGAGGAAGAAGAGGAGGCAGAACCCCAGGCGGAGCUGGAACCAGAGGUAGAACCAGAGUCGGAAACUGAAACAGCUCCCGAGGAGACAGAGCUGGAGGACGAGCCCCUGCCAGUUGAAGAGCCCUUAGAGGGGGAGGAAGCACCUGCGACUGACUCAGACCUUCAUGAGACCCAGAAGGCUGUCCUCAUUCUACCCACAUCCCUCCAGGCCCUGGUUUCUGAAGUGAACAGUGGCUGGGUGCUGACCUGGCUCAGGAAGGGCAUGGAGAAGGUGGUGCCACAGCCUGUCCCCGGUGGCAGCGCAGCCCAGAAUGCCACUGCAGGCGUGGAGGACCCAGCUCAGCAGGCUGGAGCACAUGUCCUUGGGCACUGCAGCACUGGGGACAUGGGGUGUGCAGACGGGCUCCAUGAGGCCACCAUGGCCCAGAACGGAGGGCCUGGACCAUGGCUGCUCAGGUGGCUUGAGCACAAUUUGGAGAAAGGACUGCCUCAGCCCCCAAAAACCUCUGAGGGCUGCAGAGAUGAGCUUGCAACUACUGACCUGGGCCCAGAGCCUCCAGAACCACCCCUAGAGAUAGAGCCCAUGCCGCAGGCCCAGGAGAAUCCCUCCCCGCCCACUCCCGGUCCCCUGCAGCCGGAGGAGGAGCCAGCUCCAGAGCCCCAGCCCAGCUGCCAGCCCUCCUCCCAGGUGCUACCCAGCGACCCUGCCAGGUUGGUAGCGUGGGUCCUGCACAGGCUGGAGAUGGUGUUGCCACAACCGGUACUCCAUGGGAAGGCUUCAGGGCAGGAGGCUGACUCCCCUGAGGCCUGUGGCCUGCAGACCAGGAUGGUGACAGCAGGAGGCCUCUGAAACAAGGGAGAAGGGAAUCUGGGAGAGGCGCAGAUGGACAGAUGGACGGAUGAAUGGAUGGAAGGAAAGAAGGAUGUCCUGAAGAGAAGAACUUCGGGUGGGGGGAGGGAGGUGGUGGCCAUUGAGCCCCCACCAUCUUUGAACAAUGAACACCUACCCCUCCCACAACCCCAGGCAGGGCGAGGGAGCCAGAGCACUCACUGCAGCCCCAGAGCGUCCUCUCAGGGUGCCUGGCGGGAGGUGCAGGGGGUUUGAGGACCUAGGUCAGCAAGGGAAGGUCAACCACAGGCAGCCUGCGAGAUUUAGGCUGGCCAGGGGAAGGACUUCCCACCAGAAGGCUGGGCAACGCCAUGGGAGGACUCGAUACUGGGCACCUCACUGAGAGGUACCCAGCCCUCAGCAUGUGCCCACACAGCCAGAGCCCCUGCAGACAUGAUGUUUCCACGAGAGGUUCCCCUCAGGCCUGGCCAGUUCUCUCCCUUGAAGGGCGGGAGGACAAUGACAAACAUUUAAUAGCAUUAAAAAACCAAAA